ACCGUAGGAGAAACAAAGGCAUACACACACUUUCCCGACAUACGUAGGUCUUCCAUCGAACUACGUAGCUCUAUGUUACUCGAAAUGCUUUAGGUUACCGUAUCGCGAUGCUCCGAUCGCUCGGCUGUGGUGACGAAUAUUUAUACACUAACGACUCCUGGUCGCUCGCGGCCUGAUCACACUGUGACCGGGUACCAACACGGCACGUAAAACUAUCCUGCGGUGACAUCCGUAUAGCCUCGACGACGCCCGAUAUUGCACGCCUGGAACUUCCAUAGGGUCGCAUAUGGUCCUGUCAAUUUUGAUCUCGCUGCGUCCACCCUGACCUAGUUGGUGAUACUCCUCCACUGUCUUUGACGACGAUGCGCUUCACUCUUCUCUCGAUCCUUUCUCUCGCCGUCGUGAGCACAACCACGGCGCAGGGCGCCAACAGCUCCGAGCUCCUCGUACCCACCACGAACGGACCAGUGCUCGGACACUACGCGGCUACCGCCCCGGCAUCGGUGCGCGAGUUCCUAGGUAUUCCAUAUGGCGCGCCUCCGAUCGGCAGGCUACGUUUUGCGCCCGCUGCGAAGCCGAACCCGUGGAUAGAGCCGAUCGACGCGGGCAAGUUCGGUCCUACAUGCUACAACGCGAUGAUUCCCCCGGAACUGGAGAUUGUGGCGAAGCCACCCCUAGAAGAUGAGGAUUGUCUUUCCAUCAACGUCUGGACGCCGACAAAGAAACGGUCAAAAGGCCCGGCGGCGGUACUGCUCUGGACGUAUGGCGGUGGGUUCACAUUCGGUGGAUCCUUCACGCCAGUGUAUGAUGGCACCAAUCUCGUGCGAGACCAGCAGGACGUCAUUGUGGUUUCCUUCAACUAUCGUCUCGCCGUCUUCGGCUACCCCGGCUCUCGCGGUCUACCCGCUAAACAGCAAAACCCGGGUCUCCUCGACGUCCGCAGUGCAGUGGAGUGGACACGCGACAAUAUCGCCGCCUUCGGUGGUGAUCCCAAAAGAAUCACGCUCUUUGGGGAAUCAGCCGGGGGAUCCGCCACAGACACCUACCUCUACUACGCUAAGGACGACCCGAUCAUCGCGGGGGCAAUCAUGCAAUCCGGAACUGUUUCGCUCACCGACAUCGGCGUUCUCGGGCUGCCCUUCGGCGAGAGCUGGGGAAACCUCACUCGGCUAGUCGACUGUGGCAACCAGAGCGCAGCGCAGGAGCUGGAAUGUAUGCGCCAAGUCCCAGCCAAGUACCUCCGCGACACCAUGUCGGCGAACAAUCUCACCUUUACGCCGGCCCAGGACAACGGCACCGUGUUUUCCAACUACCUUUCGCUGCUGGAAUCCGGCAGCCGAGCGAAGGUUCCGCUCCUCGUCGGCUCGAACGACCAGGAACUCCUAGCGGUAAACAACACCGCCGAGGCAGCCGCCACCGGCUCGUUCUCGACGCUACAAACCUUCACGUGCCCUGCGGCCCAAACGGCGCGGUACCAUGCGCGGAUCGCGCCUACUUGGCAGUACAGAUACUUUGGUGCGUUCCCGAUGAGGUUCGGGAACUUCACCAUGCCGGGAGUGGCGUCGCAUGGCGCCGAGAUCCCACAGGUGUUUGGGACGUAUGAUCCCGACGGCGCAUCGGAGGAACAGCGCGACAGUAGUGCAUACAUUCAGGGUGCGUGGGCUGCUUUCGCGAAGGAUCCGAAGCAGGGCUUGAGGAAAUACGCGCCGAACUGGCCUACGUAUAGUCGUGCUUGCAAGAGCUUGGUCAGACUGACUUAUAAUAAUCAACCGGGAGCAACGUUCGUUUACCCCGAGAGCUACGAGGCAGGAUGCAGUUUCUAAAUAUUUGUAUAUACGCCCAACCCUGUAACAAUAACAAUAACAAUCACUCCGCUC
Messenger RNA from Tricharina praecox, 1877 nucleotides. Its product is annotated as carboxylesterase family protein. Bases 363 to 1823 code for a protein of 486 amino acids. The record is from RefSeq and is a predicted model, not a curated record. The transcript has 7 exons. Lineage: Eukaryota; Fungi; Ascomycota; Pezizomycetes; Pezizales; Pyronemataceae.